Molecule: messenger RNA, 1842 nt
Organism: Malassezia sympodialis ATCC 42132
Lineage: Eukaryota; Fungi; Basidiomycota; Malasseziomycetes; Malasseziales; Malasseziaceae
Gene: ASN2
Exons: 1
Coding region: 1-1842 (613 amino acids)
Cellular component (GO): cytosol
Molecular function (GO): asparagine synthase (glutamine-hydrolyzing) activity
Source: RefSeq, a predicted model, not a curated record
AUGUGUGGGAUUGUCGGGUGCAUUCACCACCCGAAUGCGCAGGCCUAUCGGGCCAAGAUGCUCAACAUGUCGCGCUCGAUCCGCCACCGUGGUCCGGACUGGUCCGGCUGCGUUGUGGUGGGCGAGAACGACCCGAAGCGCCAGACCCGUGGCAGUGUGCUGUGCCACGAGCGUCUGGCGAUCGUUGGCGUGGACUCGGGGGCCCAGCCACUCGUGAGUGAGGACAAGAAGCUGUACCUUGCGGUCAAUGGUGAGAUCUAUAACUUCCGCCAGCUGCGUGCCUCGCUCAAGGACAAGGUGCACUUCCAGACCGAGUCGGACUGCGAGGUCAUCAUGUACCUGUAUCGCGAGCACGGCCCUGACUUUGUCAACAUGCUCGAUGGCAUGUUUGCGUUCGUGCUCAUCGACACGAGUGUGCACCCUCACCAUGUGAUCGCGGCGCGCGACCCGAUCGGUAUCACGACACUGUACUACGGCCGCUCGUUCGAGUACCCUGGCGCCAUUUACUUCGCUAGUGAGAUGAAGGCGAUUUCGAGCGAGUGCGAGCGCCUGCACUCGUUCCCCCCGGGCCAUUACUACGACAGCCAGCGCCCCACCGGCCAGGAAAUUGUGCGUUACUUCCAGCCGUCGUGGAUGUCGUCGGACCAGCCGGGCCACCUUCCGACGACGCCCGCGGACCUCUCGCUGAUCCGCACGACGCUGGAGAAGGCCGUGCGCAAGCGCCUCAUGAGUGAGGUCGCGUACGGUGUGCUGCUCAGUGGCGGUCUCGACUCGUCGCUCAUUGCCGCGAUCGCUGCACGCGAGACGGAGAAGCAGGCGCUCGCGCAGCAGCAGGCGGCGCUCGCACACCAGCCGCGCGGCAAGGUGCGCCGCACGGACGCUGCCGCGGAUGCGACUGAGGGCGGUGCCGACGCGCCGCUCGUCGCAUGGCCGCGCCUGCACUCGUUCUCCAUUGGCCUGCCCGGCUCACCCGACCUGCUCGCGGCGCGCCAGGCGGCCGAGUUCCUCGGAACGAUCCACCACGAGUACACUUUCACGGUCCAAGAGGGCCUGGACGCGCUCUCGGACGUGAUCUACCACCUGGAGACGUUCGAUGUGACGACGGUGCGUGCGUCGACGCCCAUGUACCUACUGUCGCGCAAGAUCAAGGCUACGGGUGUCAAGAUGGUACUCUCCGGCGAGGGCUCCGACGAGGUGUUUGGCGGCUACCUCUACUUCCACGCGGCUCCCGACAAGGAGGCGUUCCACCACGAGUCGGUGGCGCGCGUGAAGAACCUGCACACGGCCGACUGUCUGCGUGCGAACAAGAGCACGAUGGCGUGGGGUCUCGAGGCGCGUGUGCCGUUCCUGGACAAGGCGUUCCUGGACGUGUGCAUGAACGUGGAUCCCGAGCAGAAGAUGUUCUCCAAGGGCAGCCUGCAGACGAAGGAUGCGGACGGCCGGCCCCACAUGGAGAAGUACAUCCUGCGCAAGGCCUUUGACGUGCACCCUGAUGAUGUUGAGGCCGGCGCACCUGUCGAGGGAAGUCGUCCGUACCUUCCCGACAGCAUCCUGUGGCGCCAGAAGGAGCAGUUUAGCGAUGGCGUUGGCUACUCGUGGAUUGAUGGCAUGAAGGAGCAUGCCGAGCAGGUCGUCUCAGACGACAAGUUUGCGGAGCGCGCGAGUCGCUAUCCGCUCGAGACGCCCGACACCAAGGAGGCCUACAUGAUCCGCGAGAUGUUCGAGGCGUGGUUUCCCUCGGACGCGGCUGCCAAGACAGCUGUCCGCUGGGUGCCGCGCGGCGACUGGGGCUGUGCAAGGUACGUGCAUACAACUCACAGACAGCGACCCGUCCGGCCGUAG